Molecule: messenger RNA, 543 nt
Organism: Alternaria atra
Lineage: Eukaryota; Fungi; Ascomycota; Dothideomycetes; Pleosporales; Pleosporaceae
Exons: 2
Coding region: 1-543 (180 amino acids)
Source: RefSeq, a predicted model, not a curated record
AUGGCCUCUACUAGAAAGGAUGGUAACGAUAUCUACGCCGUGCUCCGCGGAGCUCUCUAUGACAGGAUCGGUCCUCUUUACAACAUCGUUGUAUGGCACUCUGAGCGCAAGGAGAAAGUCCGCCUGGACUACAAAUAUCUUCACUCUGGCGUAGCUUACCGCAUCGAAGCCACCCUCGAGGGUCACCAGCAAGGGCCCGGCAUUUCGGCUUCUGGUGGAUAUAAGAAAGUGCAGAGAUACCCGGUCGCGAUGGGGUAUCUGGUCGCAGCCGUGCAGGCUAGACGUGAGCGAGGAGAAGACCCGGGGGAAGUGACGAGUGGGGACUGUAAGGCGGCUAUGGCGUGGAUGAUGACAAGCACGGCCGAUCAGGCAUAUGCUCAGCUGCCAGAGGAAAGGGCAGAUACACAGUCGUUCGUGGGUGGGCUGAUCAAGGCGGCUCAACAGGCGUUGGAGGGGACAGAGGCUGAAGGAGCAGUAGUAGGGUCCGAGUAUGAGGAGGGUGGCAAGUUCAACAUCGGUAUACACUUCUGGUCUGCUUGCUAA